UAUAAUUAUAAUUGAAUAUGCCCAAGAAAAAAGAAACUAAGAUUUCAAGAAAGAGAGCAAGAAAAGCAACCUCAGAAACUCCAGAAGAUAAGAGGAAGAGAAAGAACAGGGAGAAGAUGCAGAGAUACAGGGAUAAGCUCAAAAAUGAGCGUGAAACUUUAGCUGCUGAAAACGACAGACUCAAAGCAAGAAUCAUACAUUUGAACCACCAAAUAGAUAUUCUUACAAAAGAAAAUGAAUAUCUUAAACCCAAAGCAGAUCCAGAAGGAUUAGUCAUCAAUGAAAGAUCAGCAUUUCAAAAAACUGAAACUUCUGCAAGGAUUGAUACCACUAGCGUUCAAUGUUUAUAAGUGACCAGUCAAAAAUAUCAAAGCUUGAGAAAGUUUUCAAGAGAGAAAACCGCUUCUGGAAGAACACUUUACCUAGGUUGAUCGAGAAGAAUCCUGAGAAAGUAAAGUUUACACUUAUGGAUCAGAACAAAGAACUCUCUGAUUUGAAUGGGAAGGCCAGAAUUUUGUUCCUUAAAAGCCAGUUCAGAAAAAUAAUCCAAAAUGUGCUACCCUUUAACACUCUGUGUAUUAUGUAUAACUUUGAAUCCAUCAACAUAUCAGAGUGGGUAAAGCUUAAAGAAGAGUUAGCCAAGCCCAAUCCUGAUUUAUCUAAAAUAAAAGCUUCUCCUGGCUUCAAAGAAAGAAAGGUGUCAAGCCAGUUCACAAAGUUUUUCAGCACUCAUGGGGAGAGAAUUGUUACAAACUUGAAAAGAAUCAAAAAUCAAAUUCAUGAACUGGUAAAAAUCAGAAAUAGAAUAUUUAAGAGUGCAAAGACAAUCGAUGACAUUAUUGAGAGUUCAGAGUAUAGGUAUAGCUCUAGCUUGUUCAAUCACUUUCAUGGAAACAUAAUUUAGUAUUGCUACAUUAUAGCAAACCCUUUCAUAGAUAUAGCUAUGACAAGAUAGAUCACAUUGCUGUAAAGAAAAAGUGGGAUGAGCUCAAGAAAAAUGGAGUAGAUUUAUUCAAAAUGUGGGGAAUCAGCAAGAAAGAUCCUUCGAAAGAUUACUCUUCUGACAUAGAAAUGACAGAAUGGGAAGAGGAAGAGUCUAAUAGCGAGUUCUAAGUUACUAAAAUAAUCAAGAUUAUAAAGAAUUGGCUCUUUCUUAAUCCCCUAUCUCUGCAUAUUCCAGGUUAAGAACAUUAACUAAAACAAUCAAUAUCAAGCCAUCUUCAGAAUUAGUAUAUUCCCACCUCUUUUAUACCACCUCCAAAAAUCAUUAAAACCCCACCAAACCCCUAACUCCCCCAAUAAAACCUCACCUACAUCCCUCAAAAUCCCCCUACUAUCCCCAAACUCAUCCUCUCCCAAAACCCGCCCACUAAACUUCCCCCUUACCUAAACUACCCCCUCCCCAAAAGAACAGACCUCACCCGAAUAAAUACUUCAACACUACUACACACACUCGGGGUUUUGG
This is a messenger RNA of Moneuplotes crassus, 1465 nucleotides long. The record is from the annotation of a GenBank genome assembly. Lineage: Eukaryota; Ciliophora; Spirotrichea; Euplotida; Euplotidae.